CAAUCCGACCGUUAAACCUCCAUUCCCUUCAUCACCUCUCAUCGUUUAUACUCCUCUCUCUCUCUUCCAUUGAUCUCCACUCUCUCUUCAUUAAGAAAAAAAGAAAACCUUAAUUUCCCAAUAUCUCUCUCCUCUCUAGAAAAAACAUAACUAAAGAGACUUUUUUGCGGUUAGAAAAAUGGCAGCGGAGAGUGAGGAUUCUUCAACUGCAACGACAAUGACGAAUACGACGACGUUGAUGAUGUUUGUAGAUGAGGCGUACGAGUUUUCGGCUCCGAAGUUUUAUGAUUUUGUGAAAGGAGAAUCGGAUGAAGAUUCUAGAAACGCUGAGCUUUGGUUCGAUGUUACGGCGUCCUACGCUCCUUCUCCUUUUAUGCCUAGAAUUAAGACUGGUAGAUCAUUUAAGGUAGAGACCUUAUGUGAUUUUAGCCAAGCAGACCAGUUUCACAAGGUGGCAGAAUCAUCUGAUUCAAAAGCUUCAGACAGUAACUCUCAAUCAGAGGUCAUGCCACCACCGGCAGAAGCAGCAGCACCUAUUGGAAAGGGGAAAGAAGAAAAAACUUCUGACGAGGAUAACAAAGAAAACAAUGCUAACCUUGUCAAUGUAAUUUCUGCUGGUGAGGUUACUUGUGAAAAAGAGAAGAAGGUGGGGUUUGCAUGUGCUGAAGGAAAUGAAAGAAGCACUUCUUCUCUGCAAACUGAGAACACUGAUGGUAAAGAGAGCAGUAAAAAUGAAGCUUACUGCACCCCUAAGCCACCAAUGUCUUCUCGGAACAGAGGCCCGUUGACUGAUUCCAAGAAGAAUCAGUCAGCUAGACACAUAGCUAGCUUGGUAAAGAAUCCAUCUUUGCUGAAGCCAAAGAAUCAAUCAGAGUCUUCACAAGUUAAGGGAAUCAAACCAGCAAGUGUCAAAAAACCACCUAAUGUGAAAAAUGCUGCUGGGACUACCAAUUUAGCCCAAGAGAACCAGGCGAUUAAGAAACAGAAGCUGGAGGGAGGGAGAUCCAGACAGAUUCUUAAUGCCAAGCCCCCACAACCAUUGACACACAAGUCCAAACUGGGACUUAGCAGUGGCAGUUCUAACUUGUGUUCAUCUGUUGCUAAUAAAAUGAAGAAAGAGGAGAGAAAGGUUUAUGUUCGGGAACAAGCAGCUCCAGGUCCAUUUGUUUCAACGGCAGAAAUGAUGAAAAAGUUUCAAUCAAAUACUAGAGGAUUGUCAUUGCCACACCUUAACAAUUCUAUCUCACAUGAUGGUCCUGCAUCUGUUAUCCAGAGGAAGCCUAAGCUCACACUGACAAGGCCUAAGGAGCCUGAAUUUGAAACAGCUCAGCGCGUUCGCUCAGUCAAAAUAAAAAGUUCUGCUGAGAUUGAAGAAGAGAUGAUGGCCAAAAUUCCCAAGUUCAAAGCUAGACCACUGAACAAGAAGAUUCUGGAAGCUGCAACAUUACCUGCAUUACCAAGAAGCAUUCCACAGCCACCUGAGUUCCUGGAGUUUCACUUAGAGACAGCAGCAAGGGCAAAUCAGAAUGCAGAAUCAACUUCAGUGGCUUCAACAGAAGUGUCUCAUCAGAGUAAUCUAUGGAAACCUCAUCAUCUUACAGAGCCCAAAACCCCUGUUCUUCAUACAUCUUUAAGGGCCCGUCCAGCAAGGGUGAAAAGUUCUUUAGAACUGGAGAAAGAGGAGAUAGAAAAGAUCCCUAAAUUUAAAGCAAGACCUCUGAAUAAGAAGAUAUUUGAAAGUAAAGGAGCGAUGGGGGUUUUCUGCCAUGCAAAGAAGCAAGUCACCGUACCUCAAGAAUUUCACUUUGCCACAAACGAGAGGAUUCCACCACAAGCUGCUGUUGCUGAUAUGUUUGACAAGCUCUCACUGAGGUCAGAACCUAUCCUUGACUACCCGAUUCCAAGAAACACAAAGCCAAAUCCAUUCCAUCUCCACACAGAGGAAAGAGGGGCCGAAAAAGAGAGGAAAUUCUUGAUUGAACUCGUGCAGAAACAGAUGGAAGAGGAAAGAGCUAGAGUUCCUAGAGCCAAUCCUUAUCCUUAUACCACUGACUAUCCUGUGGUUCCACCAAGACCAGAGCCCAAACCAUGCACAAAACCAGAACCUUUCCAAUUGGAGAGUUUAGUAAGGCAUGAGGAGGAAAUGCAAAGGGAAAUGGAAGAAAGAGAAAGGAAGGAAAAAGAAGAGGCCCAGAUGAGGAUAUUCAGAGCACAGCCAGUCCUUAAAGAGGACCCAAUUCCAGUACCAGAGAAAGCGCGAAAACCACUCACACAGGUUCAACAAUUCAAUCUCCAUGCAGAUCAGAGGGCUGUUGAAAGGGCAGAAUUUGACCACAAGGUGAAGGAGAAAGAAAUGGUGUACAAGAGAUACAGAGAGGAGAGUGAAACUGCAAAGAUGAUGGAGGAGGAAAAGGCGUUGAAACAGCUGCGGAGAACGAUGGUUCCCCAUGCCCGGCCAGUACCGAAUUUUAACCAUCCAUUCUGCCCCCAGAAGUCAUCCAAGGAAGCUACAAAGGCAAAGUCACCUAAUUUAAGAGUGCUCCAGAGAAGAGAGAGAAGGAAGAUGAUGAUGGUGAACGCUGCUUCGUCUGCCGCCGCUUCUGGCAUGAGAUGAUUUUCUUUCCUGUGUUAAAGCAGCUGGCUGUUCAAGAACCCUUGAACCACAUUAAUUCAUUCUUUUCAGCAUCCUUGCGCUGCUAAUCAUUCGUUGUAACAUCAAUUCAGGAAUGUAACCAAAACAAACAACUCAUAACCCUUCUUACCAAGAUGAGAGAACUUGGAUUGGGUGUGAGUAAGAUGUUUUAAGGAUUCCUCAAAAUUAAUAUAACAGUUGUAUUCGGAUUCCUGGAUGCCCAAA
Populus nigra (black poplar) is the source of this 2857-nucleotide messenger RNA. RefSeq names its product protein TPX2. Gene Ontology annotation, molecular function: microtubule binding; protein kinase activator activity. The record is from RefSeq and is a predicted model, not a curated record. The transcript has 20 exons. Gene Ontology annotation, cellular component: mitotic spindle; nuclear microtubule. Gene Ontology annotation, biological process: activation of protein kinase activity; regulation of mitotic spindle organization; mitotic spindle assembly. The coding region runs from base 179 to 2614 and encodes 811 amino acids. NCBI's taxonomy places the organism in Eukaryota, Viridiplantae, Streptophyta, Magnoliopsida, Malpighiales, Salicaceae.